CGGCGCCAGACCCGGCCCCGGCGUCCGGCCGCUCACCCGCAGCGGCUCGUCACCUCCGGGGUCCCAGCCUCCACGGGCCGGGACCGCCGCCGCAGCCGCAGGACGGGGAGGCGGGCCAUGGCGUCCUGCGUGGGGAGCCGGACCCUAAGCAAAGAUGAUGUGAACUACAAGAUGCAUUUCCGGAUGAUCAACGAGCAGCAAGUGGAGGACAUCACCAUCGACUUCUUCUACCGGCCGCACACCAUCACCCUGCUCAGCUUCACCAUCGUCAGCCUCAUGUACUUCGCCUUCACCCGGGAUGACUCUGUCCCAGAGGACAACAUCUGGAGGGGCAUCCUCUCUGUCAUUUUCUUCUUCCUUAUCAUCAGUGUGUUAGCUUUUCCCAAUGGCCCAUUUACUCGACCUCAUCCGGCCUUAUGGAGAAUGGUUUUUGGACUCAGUGUGCUCUACUUCCUGUUCCUGGUGUUUCUCCUCUUCCUGAACUUCGAUCAGGUUAAAUCCCUGAUGUACUGGCUGGAUCCAAAUCUUCGAUAUGCCACAAGAGAAGCCGACGUCAUGGAGUAUGCUGUCAACUGCCACGUCAUCACCUGGGAGAGGAUUAUCAGCCAUUUUGAUAUAUUUGCGUUUGGACAUUUCUGGGGCUGGGCCAUGAAGGCCUUGUUGAUCCGUAGUUAUGGUCUCUGCUGGACAAUCAGUAUUACCUGGGAGCUAACCGAGCUGUUCUUCAUGCACCUGCUGCCCAAUUUCGCUGAGUGCUGGUGGGAUCAGGUCAUCUUGGACAUCCUGCUCUGCAACGGCGGCGGCAUCUGGCUGGGCAUGGUCGUCUGCCGCUUCCUAGAGAUGAGGACCUACCACUGGGCCAGCUUCAAAGACAUCCACACCACCACCGGGAAAAUUAAAAGAGCUGUGCUCCAGUUCACUCCUGCUAGCUGGACCUAUGUUCGAUGGUUUGACCCCAAGUCAUCUUUUCAGAGAGUGGCUGGAAUAUACCUUUUCAUGAUCAUCUGGCAGCUAACUGAGUUGAAUACCUUCUUCUUGAAACAUAUCUUUGUGUUCCAAGCCAGUCAUCCAUUAAGUUGGUGUAGAAUUCUCUUUAUUGGUGGCAUCACGGCUCCCACAGUGAGGCAAUACUAUGCUUACCUCACCGACACACAGUGCAAACGUGUAGGAACACAGUGCUGGGUGUUUGGGGUCAUCGGUUUCCUGGAAGCUAUCGUGUGCAUAAAAUUUGGGCAAGAUCUCUUCUCUAAGACCCAAAUACUCUAUGUUGUGCUCUGGCUUCUUUGUGUGGCUUUUACCACCUUCCUGUGUCUCUACGGCAUGGUUUGGUACGCUGAGCACUAUGGUCACCGAGAAAAGACGUACUCAGAGUGUGAAGAUGGCACCUACAGUCCAGACAUCUCCUGGUCUCAUGGGAAAGGCUCAAAAGGUUCUGAAGACAGCCCACCCAAGCAUCCAGGCAACAACGAGAGCCACUCUUCCAGAAGAAGGAAUCGGCAUGCCAAGUCAAAAGUCACCAACGGAGUGGGAAAGAAAUGAAAACGCCUGGCUCGUCGCAGAUGUCCCAGAGAGUGCCUAGAACUGAGGGGGAAACGGGAUGGUGUGGACCUCCCUGUGCGGAGGGCAAACACGCAGCCAUCAGGACGAGGAGAGGGGGCUCGGGGGUCAUAAUUUGAGAGCGUGAGUCUUGUUUCCCAUAGACCCGGCCACCCUGGGCGGCUCAUUGCCCGGGAUCCUUUGCCAAUUCGGGGUCUCUUCCAACUUCAGCACUUGCCAUGCGGUCACUGGGAGGCGCCCGGAGUGCUGGCGGGUGGGGGCUCCCUCCCUGCCGCC
This is a messenger RNA of Neogale vison (American mink), 1833 nucleotides long. RefSeq names its product phosphatidylserine synthase 1 (gene PTDSS1). The transcript has 13 exons. The coding region runs from base 118 to 1539 and encodes 473 amino acids. Gene Ontology annotation, biological process: phosphatidylserine biosynthetic process. The record is from RefSeq and is a predicted model, not a curated record. Lineage: Eukaryota; Metazoa; Chordata; Mammalia; Carnivora; Mustelidae. Gene Ontology annotation, molecular function: L-serine-phosphatidylethanolamine phosphatidyltransferase activity.